GUCAAAUAUUAGCUAUGCUUAAUAUGAAAAUAGAGUACCAUACUAACCAUACUUACCAUCAUACCAUUCUACUAUCUAGAACAGGAUACUUUCACAAUACGCACACAAGAUACUAUACAUACAAGUCACAACACGCACAUAGGAUACUGUCACAAUACGCACACAGGAAUGACAGGAUACGAUACAUACAAGUCACAAUAGGAUACGAACACAUACAAGUCACAAUACAUACAAUAUACAAAAUAACACAAAUAACACAUCCUGUAUAUACAAGUCACAUUACAUACAAUACAUAAUACAUACAGGAUACACUACAUUAAUCCACUAACUCACUAGCCCACUAACAUUAGCCACUAACCAUUAAUUCUUUAAUUCGCUAAUUCAUUAAUUC
Molecule: messenger RNA, 391 nt
Organism: Rhizophagus irregularis DAOM 181602=DAOM 197198
Lineage: Eukaryota; Fungi; Glomeromycota; Glomeromycetes; Glomerales; Glomeraceae
Source: RefSeq, a predicted model, not a curated record